This is a messenger RNA of Sphaerodactylus townsendi, 1079 nucleotides long. RefSeq names its product zinc finger CW-type and PWWP domain containing 2 (gene ZCWPW2). The record is from RefSeq and is a predicted model, not a curated record. Lineage: Eukaryota; Metazoa; Chordata; Lepidosauria; Squamata; Sphaerodactylidae. Gene Ontology annotation, cellular component: nucleus. The coding region runs from base 42 to 1079 and encodes 345 amino acids. Gene Ontology annotation, molecular function: zinc ion binding. The transcript has 8 exons.
UUAUCAGCUUGAACCUUCUGUAAGAGUGACGACUCUGCUAUAUGGAUUCUAUAGCAGAUGACAAUUUUUAUUUAGACAAAGUGUGGGUGCAGUGUGAAAAGAGCAGCUGUUUAAAAUGGAGACUGUUAUCAAGUGAUGAUGCAGCACAAGUUGACCCCAGUGCACCAUGGUAUUGUUGGAUGAAUGCUGACCCACGAUUUAAUAAUUGUUCUGAUCCUGAAGAACGUUUUCCUGAGGCCUCGCAGGUUCGAAAACAUGGAUUAAAGUAUGUCUAUUCAAAGCUUCCUUUGGGAAGUUUAGUUUUGGUGAAAAUGCAGGGGUGGCCACGGUGGCCUGGCAUUCUUUGUCCUGACCCUGUUAAUGGACAAUAUGUGGUAUGUGAUUCAGAUGGAAACGUUGAAAGUCAUCAUGUAGAAUUUCUGGGGAAACCCCAUUCCAGGGGCUGGGCUGCCAUAAACUACAUAGACCAUUUUCCUAGCUCAUUUAAGCCUGACACUUGUAAGAGGAAAAAAAACUGGUUUGAAAGUGCAUUGGAAGAAGGCAUCAAGUUGGUCACCUGUUCUUCUGAGAAAAGGAUCGAAAUGUGCUACUUAUCAAAAAAAGACACAGUUAAGAACAAAGAAGAUGAAACUGAUAUAAUAUCAUGCAGCAAAACAAUGAAAGCUUUGACAAAAACUUGUAAUAAGAAAAGUAGCUCCAGAGUUGGAAGAAAGAGAAAGGAAAAAGUAAUGUGUCCCUUGGAGAUUGCAGAAUCAGAAGAUAUUAUGUCAGCAGAAAAUCUAGUUAUUUCCGAGACAGAAAUUAUACUAAAAGAUUUGGACCAAAUUCUUGAGCAGGUUGCAGCCUCCUCCAAGCCGGCUUUUGAAUCAUUUGUGGAUAGAGAAGAUAAUAAUGCGAAGGAAGAGGUAGCUAACUGCUGUAUGGAGUUUACUGAAAAAGGGCCAAUGGAAAUCAAUACCCAAGAGGACUGUAUUAUAAUUGAUGGGAAAGCUUUCAAGGCUGGAGAGUGCAUUGAGAGCAUAACAGACAGGUUUAAGGAAAUAGAUUCUUUAAUGGCUGAAUUCCAAGACAGCUUGUAG